AUGACUCAGAGAGCUCCAGGACCCACCACAGCAGUGUCCUACAUGUCAGUGAAAUGUGUGGAUGUUCGUAAAAACCAUCACAAGACAAAAUGGUUCGUGCCUUGGGGACCCAACCACUGCCACAAAAUCCGAGACAUCGAUGAAGCGAUUCCAAAGGAAAUAGGAGCCAAUGACAUUGUGUUUUCUGUCCACAUUCCUCUCCCCUCCAUGGAGAUGAGUCCUUGGUUCCAGUUCAUGCUGUUUAUCCUGCAGCUGGACAUUGCAUUCAAGCUGAACAACCAAAUCAGAGAAAAUGCAGAAGUUUCCAUGGACGUUUCCCUGGCUUACCGUGAUGAUAUGUUUGCUGAAUGGACUGAAAUGGCCCAUGAGAGAGUGCCUCGGAAACUCAAAUGUAUCUUCACAUCCCCCAAGGGAAUCCACCAAAAUGGAGGCUUCACCAAGGUGUGGUUUGCCAUGAAGACCUUCCUUACGCCCAGCAUCUUCAUCAUUAUGGUGUGGUAUUGGAGGAGGAUCACCAUGAUGUCCCGCCCCCCGGUGCUUCUAGAAAAAGUCAUCUUUGCCCUUGGGAUUUCCAUGACUUUUAUCAAUAUCCCAGUGGAAUGGUUUUCCAUUGGGUUUGACUGGACCUGGAUGCUACUGUUUGGUGAUAUUCGGCAGGGCAUCUUCUAUGCAAUGCUUCUCUCCUUCUGGAUCAUCUUCUGUGGCGAGCACAUGAUGGAUCAGCAUGAGCGGAAUCACAUAGCAGGGUAUUGGAAGCAAGUCGGACCAAUCGCUGUUGGCUCUUUCUGCCUCUUCAUAUUUGACAUGUGUGAGAGAGGGGUACAACUCACGAAUCCCUUCUACAGUAUCUGGACUACAGAUGUUGGAACAGAGCUGGCUAUGGCCUUCAUCAUCGUGGCUGGGAUCUGCCUCUGCCUGUACUUCCUGUUUCUGUGCUUCAUGGUAUUUCAGGUGUUUCGGAACAUCAAUGGGAAGCAGUCCAGCCUGCCAGCCAUGAGCAAAGUCCGGCGGCUGCACUAUGAGGGGCUGAUUUUCAGGUUCAAGUUCCUCAUGCUUAUCACCUUGGCCUGUGCUGCCAUGACCAUCAUCUUCUUCAUUGUUAGUCAGGUGACCGAAGGCCAUUGGAAGUGGGGUGGUGUCACAGUCCAGGUGAACAGUGCCUUUUUCACAGGCAUCUAUGGGAUGUGGAAUCUGUACGUCUUUGCUUUGAUGUUCCUGUACGCACCAUCCCAUAAGAACUACGGGGAUGACCAGUCUAAUGGUGAUCUGAGAGUCCACAAUGGGGAAGAACUCCAGCUCACCACCACUAUCACCCACGUGGAUGGACCCACCGAGAUCUACAAGUUGACCCGCAAGGAGGCCCAGGAAUAGAUGGCGGCAGCCCCUGGCUGGGGCUGUUCCCCACAUCCCAGCCCUUCUGCCUGGAGUGUGGAGCAUGCCAGCGAGAGCUCACUGCGCGAACCAGCCCUCCGCUGCUCCCGUGUCUUAGCUGUGGUUUCUUGGAAAAGUGGCGUGGACGUUGUCACUUUACCUUCUGACCACAGCCCUUGGGAGAAGAUUCCACAGCCACUAAGGCGUUUGUGUAUAACAAAACCUCUGGUAUGACACAUUUUCUGUGAUCAUUGUUAAUUAGUGAUGUAGUAACAUCUGUAGCAGGUGGUUAGUAAACCUCAUGUGUUGGGGGUAUACUCCUUGGGGGGAUGAUGUGGGCCAGAUGGGGUCUAUAUGGAGUGGAAUAUUUGACUUCUUUUCCUGUUUUAGAUUCUAGGGUAGUUUUUUAACAUCCUUUGCAGUCCAAGAGAGGCUGCUGUCAUAGUUUCUCACUCCUAGUUCGUGACCACUUUUUUUUUCCUAUUUAUAUCACCAGGUAGCCUGUUGAGUUAAUAUUUAAGUUGUCAAUAGACAUGCGUCCCUCUUUUUUAUGGCAUACUAUAAAAUAACUGAAUUUCGUGAGACGGUCUAUUUCAGCUUUGGAACCAAAUCUGUGUAUCCAGCACUGACCAAUCUGUUGGAUGUGGGUUGGGUCUGAAAAGCUUUUUUUACCUCCUGCUUACAAUGUGUUUCCUUUUGAUAAGAUGCUUCAAGCAGCCCCCAGAAGUGUAGAUCGGAUCAAUGAAAUAAACCUAUAGGUAUAUGCAUAUAUGUACAUGCACACGUCAUCCUCCUGCUCAGCCAGGACACACGCAUGCAGAUUCUUUUCCAUGUCAAGUCCAUGGGGUGGGGGAAGUGGCUUUAUGAGAAAUUAAAGUAUUUUGCCAUCAAA
Messenger RNA from Myotis davidii, 2263 nucleotides. RefSeq names its product wntless Wnt ligand secretion mediator (gene WLS). Gene Ontology annotation, molecular function: Wnt-protein binding. Bases 1 to 1371 code for a protein of 456 amino acids. The record is from RefSeq and is a predicted model, not a curated record. NCBI's taxonomy places the organism in Eukaryota, Metazoa, Chordata, Mammalia, Chiroptera, Vespertilionidae. Gene Ontology annotation, cellular component: endomembrane system; organelle membrane. The transcript has 11 exons. Gene Ontology annotation, biological process: Wnt protein secretion; intracellular protein transport; Wnt signaling pathway.